GUACAGCCACUAGCUGCUUUCUUCCUAUCCCCAUCUUUGUCAAAUUUCCUUUCCUUUUCCAAUUACUUUUUCUUUAGUAGACAUGGACGCAAUUCUUCCUUCCUUUCCCCUUCCCCUAUAUUCUUCCUUUAUCUCUCUUUCACAAUAAUAGCACCAUGCCUGUAGCUUGAUGCUUAGACGGGUGCACACGCACUCUCACUCACCCAGCUAGAAUAUAUAUAUAUUAUAUAUUCAUAGUUAGCAGAAAUACUUAUCAUAUACCAAAAACCAGACAAAUACAUUGUAUCAAGUGCUGUCAUACUCAAGCAAAAGAAAGAAAAGAACAAGAUAUAGUACUACUGUUUUCAUCACCAUUUUGGUCAAUCAUGAUGAUUCUGAACAAAGAUAUAGUACUAGCUAGGUAGAAAAUAAAUCUACUAACUUUAAUUUUCUUAUUGCAGCUAGCUUGCUUGCUUAAUUAGCAGCAAAAUCAAAAGAGGCUUUAGCUGUGUUUAUACUGUCUUUCUCAAGAUCUAGACCCACCACUUAGACCAUCUCAAGCUACAGCUACUGCGCAAAUGUAUCCUCCAAGCAACAAUAACUGCAACUACAGCCCAAUUUUGUCUUCUUUCAUAUGCCAAAAUAUUCCAUCUUCUCCUUGUAUGCAAUACGAACACGAACUAUACUUUCAAAACUUCAAUCAUGAUGACCAAUAUUAUUUUCAACUACAGCAACAAGUUCCCUUGAUAGAUGACUUGAGUCCUCACGUCUUAGCUGACAGCUGCACUGAGACUGUUACUAAGCCUUCAAAUUGCAAUCACGUACUAGAAGGAAUGGAAGAAGGCCGAGGCGGAAACAAAGGAGAUGAUGUUAUGAGUAGCAGAAUUAGUAUUAUUAGUGGACGGAUCUCGAAAAACAAUAAGAGAUCUUCCAAUAAGGAUCGACACAGCAAGAUCAACACGGCUCGUGGUCCAAGAGAUCGAAGGAUGCGACUUUCACUUGAUGCUGCUCGCAAGUUUUUCCGUUUGCAGGACUUACUGGGAUUUGAUAAGGCCAGCAAAACUGUAGAAUGGUUGCUUACUCAAUCAGAUUCCGCAAUUGAAGAGCUCGUCGCCGUUAAAGGCAAUGAUGCUCAGGUUCCUCAGCAAACUAGCUGCAAUACCCCCACUACUACUACUGGAAUUGGUGCAAUUUGUGCAUCUAAUUCUAUUUCUGAGUCAUGUGAAGUUAUAUCAGGAACUGAUGAAACUUCCUCUAAUGACAAAAACAAGGAAACUACUGCUAAAGAUGAGAAGGAGAAAAAGAAGAAGCCGGUUAACACAGCUCGUAGAGCUGCGUUUGAACCUCUUACAAAGGAAUCAAGGAAUCAAGCAAGAGCCAGGGCUAGAGAGAGAACAAAAUCAAAGAAAAUGAGCCAAGUUGGAAAAUCCAAAUCCCCAGCUCAUGAUUUGAACCCUUCAGGAUCUCGGAAGCCGGCUAAUAGAACUUGUGAAGAACCUGGAACACAUGAACAACACAGCUUCCAUCAUGUUGAUGACAGUAAUUUUGUGGUUAAUGGAAAUUGGAAUCCAUUUACAAUCUUCAGCUCUCAUGAACAAUAUGCUGGAAUUUCCAAUGAGCAUCAAUUAGUUACAGACUUGCAAUUUUAUGGAAAGCUGUGGGAAAGCUAGGGCAAGGAAAUUCGAAGCGGACAAAGUUCCUUCUUCAUUUUGUGCUUACUCGGCGGAGCAGAAGAACGUUUCCGGCCUGUAUCUGUUGGUAAAUGUAACAUACAUUUCUACUUUUUAAGUGUGUUUUUCUUUUGUGAAAGAACUUCAUGUGCACAUAGCCUAUGUUUUUUUUUUUUUUUUGAAUAAAACUAUGAUGGAGUUCAUUAAGC
Messenger RNA from Solanum stenotomum, 1858 nucleotides. RefSeq names its product transcription factor CYCLOIDEA-like. The record is from RefSeq and is a predicted model, not a curated record. Bases 558 to 1649 code for a protein of 363 amino acids. Gene Ontology annotation, molecular function: sequence-specific DNA binding; DNA-binding transcription factor activity. NCBI's taxonomy places the organism in Eukaryota, Viridiplantae, Streptophyta, Magnoliopsida, Solanales, Solanaceae. The transcript is spliced from 2 exons. Gene Ontology annotation, cellular component: nucleus. Gene Ontology annotation, biological process: regulation of secondary shoot formation.